Molecule: messenger RNA, 2352 nt
Organism: Magnolia sinica
Lineage: Eukaryota; Viridiplantae; Streptophyta; Magnoliopsida; Magnoliales; Magnoliaceae
Exons: 9
Coding region: 167-1996 (609 amino acids)
Biological process (GO): glucan catabolic process
Molecular function (GO): beta-glucosidase activity
Source: RefSeq, a predicted model, not a curated record
CUUUUCAACUGGAAAGAGGAGAAAUCUGACUGAGAGAGAGAGAGAGAGAGAGAGAGAGAGAGAGAGAGAGAGAGAUUUUCAACUGGAAAGAGGAGAAAUCUGAGAGAGAGAGAGAGAGAGAGAGAGAGAGAGAGAGAGAGAGAGAGAGAGAGAGAGAGAGAGAGAGAUGGCCAUGAGCAUAUACAAAGACGCAAAGCAGCCAAUAGAAGCUCGGGUAAAAGACCUUCUCUCUCGAAUGACUUUGAAAGAGAAGGUAGGCCAGAUGACUCAAAUCGAGAGGUCCGUCGCCCAUCCCUCCGCCCUCAGAGACCUUUCCAUCGGGAGUGUCCUCAAUGGUGGCGGCAGUGCUCCAAUGGAGCAAGCCUCUGCUUCUGAUUGGGCAGAUAUGGUGGAAUCCUUCCAGAAAUCAGCACUAGAGUCGCGUCUGGGGAUCCCAAUCAUCUAUGGAACAGAUGCCGUCCAUGGCCAUAGCAACGUGUUUGGUGCCACCAUCUUUCCACAUAACAUUGGACUAGGAGCUACCAGAGAUGGAGAUUUGGUUCAAAGGAUAGGGGCUGCAACUGCCUUGGAAAUUAAAGGAACUGGAAUACAUUGGACCUUUGCUCCCUGUGUUGGUGUUUCUAGGGAUCCCAGAUGGGGAAGAUCCUACGAGUGUUUCAGCGAAGACACUGAAAUUGUUCGGACCAUGACCUCCAGCGUUGCUGGCUUGCAAGGAGUACCACCUGAAGGACACCCCAAUGGCUACCCUUAUGUCGCUGGAAGAAGGAAUGUUAUUGCCUGUGCUAAGCAUUUUGUGGGAGAUGGGGGAACGGAUCGAGGGAUAAAUGAAGGCAAUACCAUCGCAUCCUUUGAUGAUUUGGAGAGGAUUCAUAUGAGGCCUUAUUUGGAUUGUCUUGCUCAGGGAGUCGCCACUAUUAUGGCAUCUUAUUCCAGCUGGAAUGAUACACAAUUGCAUUCUCAUCGUUUUCUCCUAACCGAAAUUUUGAAAGAGAAGCUUGGCUUUAAGGGGUUUGUGAUUUCAGACUGGGAAGGUAUAGAUAGGCUCAGUCAUCCUCAUGGAUCGGACUUCACCUAUUGCAUUUCUGCUUCGAUCAAUGCAGGAAUGGACAUGGUGAUGGUGCCUUUCAGAUAUGAAAAAUUCAUCAAAGAACUGAUAUAUCUGGUGGAAUCAGGGGAGAUACCAAUGGCCCGGAUUGAUGAUGCAGUGGAACGGAUCUUGAGAGUUAAAUUCGCCGCUGGGAUUUUUGAGCAUCCUCUCGGUGACAGAUCUUUGCUAGAUACAGUCGGUUGCAGGAUGCAUAGGGAACUGGCACGUGAAGCGGUUCGCAAGUCCCUGGUCCUGUUAAAGAAUGGAAAGGAUCCAAAGAAACCAUUUCUUCCUCUAGACAGAAAUGCUAGAAGAAUUCUUGUUGCAGGGAGCCAUGCUGAUAAUCUUGGGUUCCAAUGUGGAGGAUGGACAAUAGCCUGGCAUGGAGGCAGUGGUAGAAUCACGAUUGGCACUACUGUAUUGGACGCCAUUAAACAAUCCGUCGGAGAGGAAACUGAAGUGAUCUUUGACAAAAACCCGUCACUUUCGACGCUAGCCGGCCAAGACUUCUCGUAUGCAGUCCUUGUUGUAGGAGAGCCUCCAUAUGCAGAAGGGUUGGGUGACAAUUCGGAGCUCAAGAUACAAUUCGAUGGGCCCCAUCUGAUCAAUGUCAUCACUAGUCGCAUUCCCACAUUGGUGAUUUUAAUAUCUGGGCGGCCACUAGUCUUGGACCCCAAGCUGUUGGAGAAUAUGGAUGCUCUGGUUGCAGCAUGGUUGCCAGGGAGCGAGGGAGCGGGGAUUACAGACGUUGUGUUUGGAGACUACGAAUUCGAAGGUGUGCUGCCAAGGACAUGGUUUAGAACUGUUGAUCAGCUGCCCAUAAAUCAUGGGGACCAGUGCUAUGACCCUCUAUUUCCUCUUGGCUUUGGGCUGAGAAUGAACAUGAACAAUCCAACCGGGAACGUGUAGACACUUGUGUGAGGACGCCUUCCAGACACCCGUGGCUCAAGCAUGCUCAAAUGUUGCACAUGAGUGCAGAAGGUGGGACCACCGGCGAAGAUGUCCUGCCCUGAAAAUCAGGCCAUUUCGCUCAUCUUGUGGGCCAGGUGUACAAAAGGAAUGGAUUGGAGCAAUGUUGUUUUGCUUUAAAACUAUAUGGGGAUGAAUAUAUAAAUAAUGAAAUCGGUAUGACUCGGCCAAGUCGACACAGUUUCAGAAUGUUGUGAUUAGUGUAAGAACCAGGUCCCGAACCGGUUUGUAUGCUCUAUUCUCUUGCUGUUUAGGCUCCUACUUGAGCUGUCUCAAUACAGAUUUUUAAAUAUGAA